CCUCAGUGAAGCCUCAACGAACUCUGCCUCCCUCCCCCGAGGCUUCGAUGCCCAAAUGUGAAGUUUCACCAGCCAGAAAGUGGAGCACAUCAACAGUAGUCGGUGGCCAAGGGCUCCAUCAAGCAUCUGGAAUUGACAUGACACUCAAUUCCACUCAAGCGCCCGAGCCCGGUCUAUCUCCACCUGGAUAUGGGACUUUCAAACAUACGACAGCCUUCCGCAGCCCCUUUGCUUGCGAACUACUACCACUCCUCAUCCAGCCCUGAGUAGAGCUCAAUCCUCUCACAGCGAGACCGCCAGUACCACUUCGCCGUUCUGCAUACUUGAUUUCGUUCCCUGCGACUGGCGCCUUUUCCGGGCGUCUUCCCACUAAAUCAGACCCAACCGCUCACACAAAACAACCCAGCCCCAAACAGCCGCCUCUCCUUCACAGCAAACGCCCUGCAAGCGAGUUGGACAGUGAAAGACGUCGCGGGGCUUGGUCGGAGAAACAAAACAAACGUGUCCUUCAGGACACAACAAGCCGACAGGCCUCCAAUAGCAGCAUACCAUGCCCAAGUCUGCCGGCUGCGGGCCGGUGCAGUCAUCCGUGAACAUGCUAGUCCAAGAGAUGGUGCUGGACAAUGACUCGAACCAGUCUCAAGAUAUCUAUGAACGACACUUUGCACCAAUGAAAUCCUCCAAGUCGGACGUUCCAUUUCCUCCACUAGCCACGCCGCGAAAGUGCGCACCUUCAGUCACCUGCGUUACAGACCGGCCGGAACAGGAUGGGCAGUCAAUGGGAGUCCUCACGGUCAAAGCGACCAGCCUCCCACUAUUGCAGUCAGACAAUGAUAGGAUGGAUGCGUCGAUGCAGAGCGACGGUGAUGGAGACGUUGUUCAAAGGCCUCCUGAACAAGCCAAGGCGUCGCUGCACGACCUUCCUCUCGAAGUGCAGGGCAAAGUGCUCGACUUCAUCUUCGGAGACAUGCACUCGGUAUAUGCGGCCAGCACAUCACUACGAGGAAAGAGCGUCUCUUCUCUCAUGCGACAUCCUCGAAGAAAAGCAGUUGCGGACCUGGCUCUUGUGUCGCCUGCAUGGCGAGACCUGGUCCAGGAACGAAUAUACCGACACAUCAAGAUCAAGGGCACUCGGGCGGGCCUCGCGGAAUCAGCGGACUUUUUCCUCAACCACAUGCACCUAACCAGGCUCGUGCGUCAUAUCGAGUUCUGGGUUCCCGUAUGGGGAGACAAAGCUUCUUUAGAGGGUCAACGAUCAUCAGGUCCGAUGAUGGGAGGAGGGGGAGCAAUGCCAGAGCGGAACGGGGGGUAUCAUCAUUUCGCCAGCCAGACGAACGAGAGUCUAAUCCCUGCCAACGACUUCUUGGGAUACGGCUUCAAACUGUCGGCGUACUCGGCCACACUGUCGGAAAUCUUCAGCCACAUCAGCUGUUUCUUCCCGAACUCGCGCGUCUUCACCCUCGAAGGCGGCCACUGCAAGCAAUCCAACAUGAUCCGACACUUCCCCCAGACUCUCUUCCCAGAUCCCAACCAGCAGCUGGAGAAACUGCCCAACAUCCGAACGUUCGCCAUGCGCGGCGCCUGGAACAUCAUGCGGAAUUACAGCCACUGGAAGACGAUUGAGUUGGCCCUGCCCAACGUUGAAGAAUGGCACUGUGGCUACGCAAAGCCUCGAUUCGAAGCAGAUGCCACCAUCAACACCAUUCUGCAGAACUUGCCUUUACAACUGCGCCACAUCAACAUUUCUCUCGAUGGCAUGUACAGCAAGGAUCCGAUGACGGUGGGAUCCAGCUAUUUGCCCGGUCAACCUCAUUUGUGUGAGCGGUUAGGCAAAGCCCUGCCACAUCUGGAGUCGUUGACGUUCACCGGCAAAAUCUGCGAGUGUCUCUGGACUUCGGCAUUGGCCGCGCUCUCCGGCGUCAAGGAAGAGCCGCGGCUCAAGUCGCUGGAGAUUGUGGUCAAAUCCUGCUGUCGGCAACGAGUCACGGAUGUCGACCCGCAGACCGGCGAGACGAUUGUCCACGAGCUCGGGGGCGUCAUGGCUGACGGCGCAGGUAUCACCAACCUCGUCUUCAUCCGGGCGUUCGAACGCUUGGUCAUGCAUACCGUUGAGGCAUUGCCUCGGUUUCCUCACCUCAACUACGUCCGCAUCCGUUUCAUCGACCUCGAUUCUCCUUGCACCUUGCUCAACCCGUACUGGCAGCUUGAGGGGAAGAAGGUGUAUGGGAUCUGGAACGAGGAGAUUGUGGAGCGUUUGAGUGAAGUGAGGCCGGAUGUCGGGUAUGUGGAGCUAGGCGAUGGCAUUGAAUAUGCUGGCUAUCAUCGAAAAUCAAGUUCAGGUACUCCCAACGUCACCGGGGUUGGUGACAGCAACAACAACAACAAUACGACAACUGGCGUGGGAGCAAGUAGUCCUACUUCGAGUUCGAGCGCCAUGCUUGGGAUCGGCUCUACUUGCAGUCUGUAUCCGAAGCUGAAGCCGCGAAGCAUCAAGACAAGCAGUUACAAAGUCGUUGCCGAUGCGAGAUAGCGUCCCACAUCCAACAACGAGGUGACAGCGGGUGCAGCGUCAGUGGGUCCAGCCCAGUGAUGGCGGGUCAGGGUGACGAAGAACUGAAGUUUUGAGAUGUGCUGCCUCCAAGCACAAGCUGAACUUGAACAAUAUUUCAACCACCCCAAUGAUGUCGGGCAUGCACGAGGGCAGCCUGGAGGAGUGCAUUUUUCAUCGCGUUUUGAAUUCUGGCGGAGGCGUGGGGCUACGGGGACUGUUUUCGCGAGGCGUGACCGGGUGGGUGGGCAUGAAUGAAAGCAUGGGUUUGUUGUUGGCUAGGAUUCAACAUCACUUCAAGGGGCGUUUUCUUUUUUUUGUUUUUCCUUUGCAGAAAAGCUGGUAUGGGGUGGGAAUUGUACUAGCGGCUGCCCUGAACUUGAACGAAAAGCAAGGACGGGACUGAGCGGAGCGGAUAGGAGUCACCUUGCUGAAGCAUCACCUUCUGUGCGUCUGGGGUUAGUGGCUGGCGGUUUGCUUUGCAAUUGUCAGAGACAAAGGCGAGGCUGGAGGGAUGAACAGAACUCAAUUUGGGCAAAAGGGCUGAUUCCAAAAUCGAAGUAAUAAACUCAUUGAGCAAUCGAAACUUGACUGCAUCGAGGUGGCCGAUAUCCUUGACUUUAUUACAAUUUCCAAAAACUCGCGUAAACCUACAAUACAUGCACACAAAGGAUAUCUAACGGGUACUAUCU
Molecule: messenger RNA, 3240 nt
Organism: Exophiala dermatitidis NIH/UT8656
Lineage: Eukaryota; Fungi; Ascomycota; Eurotiomycetes; Chaetothyriales; Herpotrichiellaceae
Exons: 1
Coding region: 551-2530 (659 amino acids)
Source: RefSeq, a predicted model, not a curated record